GAUCUCCAAGAUCGUUUUCUCUUUGACCCAUUGUACUGGAUUCAGAUACGAACCCAAGGUCAAAUCUUUAAAUAUAAGGAGCGGACACGAUCAAGGGACUAUACAGAUCGUACCAAACAUCUUUUAUUGAUUAGCUCAAGCUACAAAGCCCUAGCCAGAAUAUGGCCAACAUUCAUCACAUUGGUUUCACCGUCGCAAGAUAGAUGGAUGGUGGUACAUGCGACACUUGGCUGUGUUACCUUCCAGAAAACAUUUCAUCUGCAUAACGCCACUGCUCCUCUCGAGGAGCACACAAAACGGUUGGACCAAGGUUCUCCGUUAUCUGUGCUACAGUUGUGGGGGGCCUUUUUACUCGUCUGUGUCGCAUUGCUCGUAAUGAGUAUCAAGAGCGGUGAAAAAUCAGGUUACGACCGGUGAAC
Messenger RNA from Periconia digitata, 419 nucleotides. NCBI's taxonomy places the organism in Eukaryota, Fungi, Ascomycota, Dothideomycetes, Pleosporales, Periconiaceae. The record is from the annotation of a GenBank genome assembly.